This is a messenger RNA of Bicyclus anynana (squinting bush brown), 760 nucleotides long. Its product is annotated as trypsin CFT-1-like. NCBI's taxonomy places the organism in Eukaryota, Metazoa, Arthropoda, Insecta, Lepidoptera, Nymphalidae. Bases 1 to 708 code for a protein of 235 amino acids. Gene Ontology annotation, molecular function: serine-type endopeptidase activity. Gene Ontology annotation, biological process: proteolysis. The transcript has 3 exons. The record is from RefSeq and is a predicted model, not a curated record.
AUGCCGCAUUUGGAGCGCAUAAUCGGUGGAAGUACUACAACUAUUCAGACGUACCCCUUCGCUUGCUCGCUGCAAAUCGCUUCAGGGCCCAGUUUUCAGCACACAUGUGGUUGCACUAUCAUCAAUGACGCAGCUGUGGUGUCAGCUACACAUUGUUGGCCUCACAAUGCUGCUUCAGGCAACUACCGCAUCCGUGUAGGUUCAACAACUAAAAGCAGUGGUGGUUAUCUCAUCAUCGUCAAACAGCUGAUCGGCCACCCACUGUACGUUAGAAGGAACCACGACAACGACAUUGGCGUCAUCAGGACCAACGCCAUCCCCAUAGGCUCUGCUUCAGUCCGCGCAGGGAACAUCGCUGGAGCAAACCACAACCCCCCUGACAACGCCAACGUCAUUGCUAUCGGAUGGGGCUUCACUACCCCAACUGGAUCCCCCUCAGAACACCUCCGUCACGUUCAACUCAGGGUUGUCAACCAUAACCAAUGCAGGAACACCUAUGGUCCAGGCAUCAUCACUGAUAACAUGAUCUGCGCGAUGUGGCCAGGUGGUGGCAGAGGAUCUUGCUUCUUGGACUCUGGAACUGCCCUCAUCCACAACAACGUGGCGGUCGGUGUCACCAGCUUCGGAGCUGAAUGUGCAUCAGCUCUCUGGCCAGGAGUAUACGCCAGGGUAUCUAGAUAUGCCGCCUGGAUCCAACAACACGCUUAACCUCGAGUGGGUGCCUCUAGAAUAAAACAGUUUGCCGCUACUUUUCAUUGAC